Molecule: messenger RNA, 1320 nt
Organism: Leptopilina boulardi
Lineage: Eukaryota; Metazoa; Arthropoda; Insecta; Hymenoptera; Figitidae
Gene: Echs1
Product: probable enoyl-CoA hydratase, mitochondrial
Exons: 8
Coding region: 219-1118 (299 amino acids)
Biological process (GO): fatty acid beta-oxidation
Cellular component (GO): mitochondrion
Molecular function (GO): enoyl-CoA hydratase activity
Source: RefSeq, a predicted model, not a curated record
GUUUUAAGAGUGUAUUUGUUAUACAUCAGCACUGAUAUAUAUAUAUAUUUUGUUUGUCACGGUUGUCUUAUGGAACUAUAAUGAAAUAUCUGUGGUACAAAGUCCAAAAGUCCAGUAUCAAUCUGUAAAUUCGGUGUCAUUCUGGUCUAUAUGUUAAGUUUCAUUUUCUCUCAUCACUUAACUAAGGAUUAAAAUUGUAUCAAAAACUUUAUACAAAAAUGGGAAGCACCUUUGUACCGAGACUUUUGGUGAAUCGAAUUUUUGCUGCAGAAUUUAGAAAAAAUAUAAGUAACACAGUUCCAAUUAAAAAAUUUUACUCCUCAGCAGCAGCAGUUCAGAAUUAUGAAUUCAUUAAAGUAGAAACUACUGGUGAGAAAAAAAAUGUUGCUUUAAUUACAUUAAACAGACCAAAGGCAUUAAAUGCCUUGUGUGAUAAAUUGAUGACUGAGGUUAAUGAGGCAGUUAAAAAUUUGGAUAAUGAAAAUUCAAUUGCCGCUAUUGUUAUUACUGGAAGCGAAAAGGCAUUUGCUGCUGGUGCAGAUAUUAAAGAAAUGCAAAAUAAUAACUAUUCAGAUUGUAUUAAAGGAAAUUUCUUGACACAUUGGAAUGGUGUGUCAGUUGCAAGAAAACCUAUUAUUGCUGCAGUUAAUGGUUAUGCACUUGGUGGUGGUUGUGAAUUAGCCAUGAUGUGCGAUAUUAUAUACGCAGGCGAUAAAGCACGAUUUGGUCAACCAGAAAUUACGAUAGGAACAAUUCCUGGUGCUGGUGGUACUCAAAGAUUGACUAGAGUUGUUGGUAAAAGUAAAGCUAUGGAAAUUGUUCUCACUGGGAAUCAAAUUAAUGCGGAGGAAGCUGAAAAAUGCGGACUCGUAAGUAAAGUAUAUCCAGCUGAUAAACUUGUUUCUGAGGCUAUAAAACUUGGCGAAAAAAUUGCAUCUCAUUCUCCUCUAAUAGUUUCAAUGGCAAAGGAAUCGGUAAAAAAAGCCUAUGAAACAACUUUAGAAGAAGGACUUCAUUUUGAGAAAAGAAUGUUCCAUGGCACAUUUGCCACGGCUGAUAGAAAGGAAGGAAUGACAGCGUUUGUGGAAAAGCGCUCUCCAAAUUUUAAAAACGAAUAAAAAAUUGUUUUAAGUUUUUUUAUAAUGUUCACACUCACCGCAAUAUUGCCUGAAUCAAAUCGUUUUUUUUUUUUUAAAUAUUUUAUAGUAUAUUUUUAUAAGAAAAUAAUUUUUUAUACACAUAAACCGUUAUUGUUACUCAAUAUUUUUACCUGUUAAAAUAACAAUUGCAAUUUUUAUAAUAAAUGCUAUAAGAAUUAAA